Messenger RNA from Bombina bombina (fire-bellied toad), 6810 nucleotides. RefSeq names its product RNA polymerase II subunit A (gene POLR2A). The transcript has 29 exons. The record is from RefSeq and is a predicted model, not a curated record. Gene Ontology annotation, molecular function: DNA binding. The coding region runs from base 108 to 6014 and encodes 1968 amino acids. NCBI's taxonomy places the organism in Eukaryota, Metazoa, Chordata, Amphibia, Anura, Bombinatoridae. Gene Ontology annotation, biological process: transcription by RNA polymerase II. Gene Ontology annotation, cellular component: RNA polymerase II, core complex.
GCCAGCGGUGAAGUAUCCAGGGGAAGCGGAACCGCUGCAGUAGCUCUACGCAACCAAUAACAGUCUAAAACAGAUAAACCUAUCAACUUCCCACGAGCACCGCUAACAUGCACGGGGCUCCGACAGGGGAUAGCGCAUGUCCGCUCCGUACAAUCAAGCGGGUCCAGUUCGGAGUGCUGGGCCCGGACGAAUUGAAACGCAUGUCAGUCACAGAAGGUGGUAUUAAAUACUCAGAGACCACAGAAGGAGGACGUCCCAAGCUGGGGGGAUUAAUGGAUCCUCGUCAGGGAGUGGUUGAGAGGACAGGACGAUGCCAGACUUGUGCAGGUAACAUGACUGAAUGUCCUGGGCAUUUUGGACACAUUGAGCUGGCAAAACCAGUAUUCCACGUUGGCUUCCUGGUGAAGACUAUGAAAGUUUUACGAUGUGUCUGCUUCUUCUGCUCCAAGCUUCUGGUGGAUGCUAACAAUCCCAAAAUUAAAGACAUUCUGGUGAAAUCAAAGGGGCAACCCAAGAAGCGUUUGACACAUGUUUAUGAGCUUUGCAAAGGGAAGAACAUCUGUGAAGGAGGAGAGGAGAUGGACAACAAAUUUGGAAUGGAGCAACCAGAGGGGGAUGAAGAUAUUCAGAAAGAGAAGGGACAUGGUGGAUGUGGUCGGUACCAGCCACGAAUUCGGCGUACAGGGUUGGAGUUGUAUGCAGAAUGGAAACACGUAAAUGAGGAUUCACAGGAGAAAAAGAUCUUGCUGAGCCCUGAAAGGGUGCAUGAGAUCUUCAAGCGCAUCACAGACGAGGAGUGUUUUAUCUUGGGAAUGGAACCACGAUUUGCUCGUCCAGAGUGGCUGAUUGUUACUGUUCUUCCAGUACCACCUUUGUCUGUGCGGCCAGCUGUAGUAAUGCAGGGAUCUGCUAGAAACCAGGAUGACUUGACACAUAAGUUGGCUGACAUUGUAAAGAUCAAUAACCAACUGAGACGAAAUGAGCAAAAUGGAGCAGCUGCUCACGUGAUUGCAGAGGAUGUCAAACUUCUACAGUUCCAUGUUGCAACAAUGGUUGAUAAUGAAUUGCCUGGAUUACCUAGGGCAAUGCAAAAAUCUGGACGUCCAUUAAAGUCUUUAAAGCAGAGAUUAAAGGGCAAGGAAGGUAGAGUUCGAGGGAAUCUUAUGGGGAAACGUGUCGACUUCUCUGCUCGAACUGUCAUCACCCCUGACCCAAACCUUUCCAUUGAUCAAGUUGGGGUACCUCGAUCCAUUGCUGCAAAUAUGACCUUUCCAGAGAUUGUUACACCUUUCAACAUAGACAGGCUUCAGGAGUUGGUACGCAGAGGAAACAGUCAGUAUCCAGGAGCCAAAUACAUUAUUCGUGAUAAUGGUGAUCGCAUUGACUUGCGGUUCCACCCAAAACCCAGUGACUUACAUUUACAGAUUGGUUACAAGGUAGAGAGACACAUGUGUGACGGGGACAUUGUAAUCUUCAACAGACAGCCCACGCUGCACAAAAUGUCUAUGAUGGGGCAUAGAGUUCGCAUACUUCCUUGGUCCACCUUUCGACUUAACCUAAGUGUGACCACUCCAUACAACGCUGACUUUGAUGGGGAUGAAAUGAAUCUUCAUCUUCCACAAUCUCUAGAGACUCGAGCUGAAAUUCAGGAGCUUGCUAUGGUACCUCGUAUGAUUGUCACUCCCCAGUCCAACCGUCCUGUCAUGGGUAUUGUGCAGGACUCGCUGACUGCUGUGCGUAAAUUUACCAAGAGAGACGUUUUCAUAGAAAGGGGUGAAGUGAUGAACUUGCUCAUGUUCCUUUCUACCUGGGAUGGCAAGGUUCCUCAGCCAGCUAUUCUAAAACCACGUCCUCUCUGGACUGGUAAACAGAUAUUUUCUCUUAUUAUCCCAGGACACAUAAACUGUAUUCGAACACACAGCACCCACCCAGACGAUGAAGACAGCGGACCUUACAAACACAUUUCUCCUGGAGACACUAAGGUUAUUGUGGAGAAUGGGGAGUUGAUUAUGGGAAUCCUGUGUAAAAAGUCUCUGGGGACCUCAGCUGGAUCGUUGGUCCAUAUUUCAUACCUUGAGAUGGGGCAUGAUACUACACGUUUAUUCUAUUCGAACAUCCAGACUGUCAUCAACACUUGGCUGCUUAUUGAGGGUCAUACCAUUGGUAUAGGAGAUUCCAUUGCUGAUGCUAAAACAUAUCAAGAUAUUCAGAACACCAUUAAGAAAGCCAAGCAAGAUGUGAUAGAGGUCAUAGAAAAGGCUCAUAACAAUGAGUUGGAGCCAACCCCUGGUAACACCUUGCGUCAGACUUUCGAGAAUCAAGUGAACAGAAUCUUGAAUGAUGCCAGAGAUAAAACUGGCUCUUCUGCUCAGAAAUCACUGUCUGAAUAUAACAACUUCAAGUCCAUGGUGGUAUCAGGAGCCAAGGGCUCAAAAAUCAACAUCUCACAGGUUAUUGCCGUGGUAGGUCAGCAGAACGUAGAAGGAAAACGAAUUCCAUUUGGGUUCAAGCACCGGACUUUGCCCCAUUUCAUCAAGGAUGAUUAUGGUCCUGAGAGUAGAGGCUUUGUGGAAAACUCGUACCUUGCCGGUCUUACACCAACAGAGUUCUUUUUCCAUGCUAUGGGUGGAAGAGAAGGUCUCAUUGAUACAGCUGUGAAAACUGCUGAAACUGGCUACAUCCAGAGACGUUUGAUCAAGUCUAUGGAGUCAGUGAUGGUUAAAUAUGAUGCCACAGUGCGAAAUUCCAUUAACCAAGUAGUACAGCUGAGAUACGGUGAGGAUGGUCUGGCUGGAGAAGGAGUAGAAUUCCAGAACUUAGCAACUUUGAAACCCUCCAACAAAGCUUUUGAAAAAAAGUUUAAAUUUGAUUACGCAAAUGAGCGUGCUUUGCGGAGAACUCUUCAGGAGGAGGUGGUGAAAGAAAUUCUUAGCAAUGCACAUAUCCAGAAUGAACUGGAAAGGGAAUUUGAGAAGAUGAAGGACGACAGGGAAGUUCUAAGAGUCAUCUUUCCCACUGGAGACAGCAAGGUGGUACUUCCCUGCAAUCUUAUGAGGAUGAUCUGGAAUGCCCAAAAGAUUUUCCAUAUUAACACAAGGAUGCCUACAGACCUGCACCCUAUUAAAGUGGUAGAGGGGACCCAGGAACUAAGCAAGAAAUUGGUUAUUGUAAAUGGAGAUGAUCCUCUUAGCCGACAGGCGCAGGAAAAUGCCACCUUAUUAUUCAAUAUCCACCUGCGCUCUACACUUUGCAGUCGGAGAAUGGUAGAGGAGUUUAGACUGAGUGGAGAGGCAUUUGACUGGCUCCUUGGAGAAAUUGAGUCCAAGUUCAACCAGGCCAUUGCUCAUCCUGGUGAAAUGGUGGGUGCGCUGGCUGCUCAGUCUCUAGGAGAGCCUGCCACUCAGAUGACUCUCAACACUUUCCAUUAUGCUGGUGUGUCAGCUAAGAAUGUGACACUUGGUGUCCCUCGUCUAAAAGAGUUGAUUAACAUUUCCAAGAAGCCAAAGACCCCCUCACUGACUGUUUUCCUUUUGGGGCAAUCUGCCAGAGAUGCAGAGAGAGCUAAGGAUAUCCUUUGCCGCUUGGAACACACAACACUGCGCAAAGUGACAGCAAACACUGCCAUUUAUUAUGACCCUAACCCUCAGAACACUGUUGUGUCAGAAGACCAGGAGUGGGUGAAUGUGUACUAUGAGAUGCCAGACUUUGAUGUAACUCGAAUUUCCCCUUGGCUUCUCCGUGUGGAGCUCGAUCGUAAACACAUGACUGAUAGGAAGCUAACUAUGGAACAGAUAGCCGAAAAGAUCAAUGCAGGUUUUGGCGAUGAUUUGAAUUGCAUAUUUAACGAUGAUAAUGCAGAAAAACUGGUUUUGAGAAUCCGCAUCAUGAACAGUGAAGAGAACAAAAUGCAGGAGGAAGAGGAAGUGGUGGAUAAAAUGGAUGAUGAUGUUUUUCUGCGCUGCAUUGAAUCCAACAUGCUGACAGAUAUGACACUACAGGGGAUUGAGCAGAUCAGCAAGGUGUACAUGCAUCUGCCACAGACUGACAAUAAGAAGAAAAUUAUUAUUACUGAUGAAGGAGAGUUCAAGGCGCUGCAAGAGUGGAUUCUUGAGACAGAUGGUGUCAGCUUAAUGCGAGUGUUGAGUGAAAAAGAUGUGGAUCCAGUGAGAACUACAUCGAACGAUAUUGUGGAAAUAUUUACAGUCCUUGGUAUUGAAGCUGUGAGAAAAGCCCUGGAGAGAGAACUGUACCACGUGAUAUCAUUUGAUGGUUCCUAUGUAAACUAUCGUCACUUGGCACUUCUGUGUGACACCAUGACUUGCAGAGGACAUUUAAUGGCCAUCACACGUCACGGUGUGAACAGACAAGACACAGGACCACUUAUGAAGUGUUCUUUUGAAGAAACGGUUGAUGUGUUGAUGGAAGCUGCUGCUCAUGGUGAGUCUGAUCCCAUGAAGGGUGUGUCUGAGAACAUCAUGUUGGGCCAACUAGCUCCGGCUGGCACUGGAUGCUUUGACUUACUGUUGGAUGCAGAAAAAUGUAAAUUUGGAAUGGAGAUUCCAACGAACAUUCCAGGCCUGGGAGCAGCAGGACCAACUGGCAUGUUUUUUGGUACUGCACCAAGCCCAAUGGGUGGUAUGUCUCCUGCAAUGACCCCAUGGAAUCAAGGAGCUACCCCAGCUUAUGGAGCCUGGUCCCCUAGCAUUGGCAGCGGGAUGACCCCUGGGGCUGCAGGAUUCUCUCCCAGUGCAGCUUCAGAUGCUAGUGGCUUCAGUCCAGGAUAUUCUCCUGCAUGGUCUCCAACCCCAGGAUCUCCUGGAUCACCAGGCCCCUCAAGUCCAUAUAUUCCAUCACCAGGUGGUGCAAUGUCACCAAGUUACUCCCCUACAUCUCCUGCUUAUGAGCCUCGAAGCCCUGGUGGAUACACCCCUCAAAGUCCCAGCUACUCCCCUACCUCUCCAUCAUACAGCCCUACUUCACCUUCCUACUCUCCAACCAGUCCUAAUUAUAGCCCAACCUCUCCAAGCUACAGUCCCACUUCUCCUAGCUACAGCCCAACAUCUCCAAGCUACAGUCCCACCUCUCCAAGUUACUCGCCCACAUCCCCCUCUUAUUCUCCUACAAGUCCCAGCUACUCUCCAACGUCUCCAAGUUACAGCCCUACCAGUCCCAGUUACUCCCCAACAUCCCCAAGCUAUUCUCCCACUUCUCCCAGUUACAGCCCAACAUCGCCCAGUUAUUCACCCACAUCACCCAGCUACUCUCCCACCAGCCCCAGUUAUUCACCCACAUCACCCAGCUAUUCCCCAACAUCUCCUUCAUAUAGCCCUACGUCUCCCUCAUACUCUCCAACAUCUCCAAAUUACUCUCCAACAUCCCCCAAUUACACCCCAACCUCUCCCAGUUAUUCGCCCACAUCUCCCAGUUACAGUCCUACUAGCCCCAGCUAUUCGCCUACAUCUCCCAAUUACAGUCCUACCAGCCCCAGUUAUUCGCCCACAUCACCCAGCUAUUCACCUUCCAGUCCUCGUUACACACCACAAUCUCCAAGCUACACUCCCAGCUCGCCAAGUUACAGCCCAAGUUCACCCAGUUACUCCCCAACAAGCCCCAAAUAUACUCCUACCAGCCCUUCAUACAGUCCGAGCUCUCCAGAAUAUACACCAACCUCACCCAAGUACUCUCCAACCUCACCCAAAUAUUCUCCAACAUCACCGAAAUAUACCCCAACUUCUCCAACUUAUUCUCCAACAACUCCAAAAUAUUCACCAACUUCUCCAACAUAUUCUCCAACGUCUCCAAUUUACACCCCAACCUCACCCAAGUACUCUCCUACUUCCCCAACAUAUUCUCCUACCUCCCCUAAAUAUUCUCCAACCUCACCAACCUACUCCCCCACCAGCCCCAAAGGAUCCACCUACUCACCAACCUCUCCUGGAUACAGCCCAACAUCACCUACCUACAGCCUCACAAGCCCAGCCAUCAGUCCAGACGACAGUGAUGAUGAAAACUGAGCAAGAAAGUGAGCUACAAGGCAAAAGGAUCAUAUUUUGGAAAUCUGCUUAUGUACCUACAAAGACUAUGCGGUGCAAUUAUCCAACACUAUGCAGAUUAAGACCUCCAGCCUGAGAUUGUAUAUAUUCUGAUGCUGCUUGCCUACAAUCCUUUCUUGGACUCUUGUAUUUAUACCACCUCCUCUUUGGUUGGGGGUCUGACUUUGAGAUCGCACUAUAACUCAGCAUAUUUUAAGACUUGGAGACUGGUCUCCUUGACCAACAAAAAAAAUAACAAAACUUUAAAAUGAUUCUGGUAUACAGCAGGUUUUAUCCUGUAGUUGAUCUAAAUCAUAAAUACCUGUUUUCAUAGAUUGUUUGCUCUAGAACCUAUUUGCACCUGAAAUAAUUUGCUUCCGCAGUUAUACUAAGAUGGCUUUUUAUUGCUUAGGGUAUAUAAGCUCUAAAAUGAUGGAACAAUUUUCCAUUUGUUUGAGCAUUGACUUUUAUCCUGAGGUGCACCACAAGACUUGGGUGCAUCACCACUAAAGAGGACCAUCAGUGGUUCUCCGCUCAUUCAUAUGUGGAUUGGAGACCAAACUGCUUGAUAUUAUUUAUAAUAUAUUCAGAAACUGAAUAGAAGUUUAAAAAAUCUUUUUUUUUAAUUUUAGAUGUUGGCAACUUCUCAGUCUGCUGAUGUUUUGUUCAAAUACUUUUCCACUAAUCUGAAACAUGUUACAGGUUUAGAAAUGUUAAUUGUUUGACUUGGAGUCAUGUAAAUUUCUGUAAUACUUUAAUAAAAUAUUAAUAAUUUGGA